Ostrinia furnacalis (Asian corn borer) is the source of this 816-nucleotide messenger RNA. RefSeq names its product ADP-ribosylation factor GTPase-activating protein 1. Gene Ontology annotation, cellular component: Golgi membrane. Gene Ontology annotation, biological process: regulation of ARF protein signal transduction; regulation of endocytosis. The transcript has 6 exons. Gene Ontology annotation, molecular function: GTPase activator activity. Lineage: Eukaryota; Metazoa; Arthropoda; Insecta; Lepidoptera; Crambidae. The coding region runs from base 121 to 816 and encodes 231 amino acids. The record is from RefSeq and is a predicted model, not a curated record.
UUGACAUAUACGACAUCCGGGCUCCCAGCUGGCAGGACGUGCUGCCAGCGUUUUUCACUUGAUCCCGUAAUCAAAAGAAUCCACUACACUGGGAGUUUGUAACUUUCACAACUCUUAAAAAUGGCAUCACCGCGUACCAGAAGAAAACUUAACUCUAUACGAACUAUAGACGAAAACCAUAAAUGUUUCGAAUGCGGCACUCUGAACCCGCAAUGGGCGUCAGUGACGUAUGGCAUUUGGAUUUGCCUGGAAUGCUCAGGGGUGCACCGCAGCCUUGGGGUUCAUCUAUCCUUCGUUAGAUCGGUUACUAUGGAUAAAUGGAAAGACAUAGAACUAGAAAAGAUGAUGGUCGGAGGGAACCUCAAAGCGCGCGAGUUCUUCGAGAGCCAAUCCGACGUUAAGCAGAACAUGACCAUUCCUCAGAAAUACAACACCAGAGCCGCGGCCAUGUACCGGACCAAGGUCGCGGCACUGGCUGAGGGCCGACCUUGGAGCCCUGAGGACUACAAACCGGAGGUGACCGAGCGGCCUGCGGAAUACGCCGCAUCACAGAACUCCUACUCUUCUGGAGACAACACUUUCCACACCAGUGGAUCUGAUAACAAUAUCAGCUACCACAGUGAGUAUGGAAGCGGGCGUUACACCGGUUUUGGGAACACCACUAAGCCCGCCUCGACGCCGAUGUCACCGAUGCACAGCGGCAACGAAAUGGUUGACAACACGCUCGCUUCGCUUGCUUCGCGGCUACCAUUGGCUUCAACUGGCUACGAGCGGUCCCUUUCUGGAUACGACGAAAUUGAAGAUGGCGAGCCGUAA